UGAUAAAAGUUCUCUAAUUUGGAUGCAUUAAUUUUUUAGGUAAUUAGAAUAACAGUGCAUUUUGAGGAAUAUUCAGAUGGAGGCAAAAGUGCAAACUGCAGAAUAGGUACUUUCUUUUCAUCCUUUUUACAUUGUUCUUUGUUGCCUGUAAAUGCACAAUAGCAUAUAUCCUUCGAAUCACCUUGAUAAUGGUAGGGGUUUAUAUAUUAACACCUAUGUUUCUCAGACUCUCCCAAAAAUGUUGUUGAACCCAUGUCGGAUCCUUCAAAACUGUCCUACCUUUGGAAGAUUCGACAAGCACAUGUCAAACGUUUUUGAAGAGUCUUGACCAACAUAGAUAUUAACUAUGUGGAACAAAAUGGUUUAUGUUUAAUCAUACAAUAAGAGGAUGGAAAACCAUGAAUGCCACCACUUGCUUUUUUAUCAGUAUCAAUUUUCUCACAGGUCCUUGGCUUUUUUUUUCCACACUAGGAUGCUGCAUUGUGAGGUCGAGGUUUCAAAGGGUCUCUGCUUUUGAUCAGUUUUUCUUGGUAAGUGCUCGAAUUUAACAGUUGUUAAAACAUAAAAGGAAAUAAGCAAUGUGAGAUUCUAUACUAAACCUCUCUGUAUCUCAUGAUAUAUCUGCAGUGGUACUAGUUUCAUUGCUCUAACUCAAAAUGGCUGAGAUGGUUGUUGGCAUACCUGCACAUCUGGAGAGAAUUGAGCGUGAUGCUCGCUUUUUGAGAAGGAACUCAACUGGCAGCCUUGGCUUUCAAAUUGCUAAAUCCAAGGUCUUGUCACGUUACCUGAGCGAUCCAAAAGGUUCUUGCCAUGACGCUUGCAAAGGUGCUGAACGUGAUGAUCAAACAACAAUAGCAAGGACUUCCCUGUUGAGUAGAACAGUAGCAGCAUCAGAAAAAAUACCAGAACUGGCUACAACUGUACAGGUGCAGAUACGGAAGAAACCACUACGCUCGAGUAAGCUACCUGUGAAUUUCAAGAGGCGUACAACUGGUAAAUCCCAGAGACAGGAGAUCCCAGCAUACACCAAAAGAUUAGCUGUUUCUGUAAAACAACGGAACGGUUUGAAGAUGAAGUCGGUGCAAGAAAAUGCUAAUUCUAUGUCCGGAAUCUUUAAGCUGAGGAUAAGAGGAUACAGUGACACUAUCAUACCAGGGGGAUCAUCAAUUGCUCAGGAUUCUCCGUUGGAUGGUGCAACCGGCACACCAAACAAAGGAAGCAGGAUGGACAAGAACACUGGGUCUUCUAAGUUGGGCAACAAGAAGGCUGUCAGAAAACCUGUAAACUUGGAGAAAAUUGAGCAUGAACUCAGUUAUUUGAGAAGGAACUCAACUGGCAAUUUAGGUAUUGAAAUGGGUGACUCCAAGGUCUUGCCACGUCAUGUGAGUGUUCCAACAGGUUCUUCUGACGCUAACAAAGAUGGUGUGGAACUCAACUGUAAAACAAAGGCGAGGACUCACAUGUCCAAAACAUCUGUAACUUCAUCAGGAGAAAAUUCAAAAUUGGCUACAACUGUGAAGUGGCAGAUACGGAAGAAACCACUACACUCAACUAAACUACCUGCAAAUUUCAGAAGGCAGAAAACUUCUCAUGGAAAGGAAAUGCAAGCAUGCACCAAAAGAUUAGCCGUUUCUGCAAGGCAUCGAAGUGAUUUGAAGCUGAAACCUCUUGGAGAAAAUGAUUAUUCUGUGUCAAGAAGCAACAAACUAAGCAGAAGAAGAUACAGUGACAGUCUUAUGACAGGGGUUUCGCUAACACUUAAGGGGUCUAUAUUGGAUGAUGCGACCACCAAAACAAACACAGGAAGCAGGAUGGAUAAAGACACUGCAUCUUAUGAGUUGAGCAAGAAAACGGAUGUUGGCAUGCCAGUGAACCUGGACAAAAUUGAGUCCGGAGUCGGCUAUUUGAGAAGGAACUCAACUGGAAGCUCAGGUAUUGAAAUAGGUGAAUCCAAGGUCUUGUCAUGUUCUCCAAGUGUUCCAACAGGUUCUCGCCAAGAAGUUCGCAAAUACACAGUUGCAAGUGAUCUUAAAAAGAAGGUGAGGACUCUCCAGCGCACAAGACCUGUAGCAGCAUCAGGAGAAAUCCCAGAAAUGGCUAGAACUAUGAAGUUGCAGAUAGGGAAGAAACCAUUAAGCUCAACCAAGCUCCCAAAUUUCAAGAGCCAGACAACUUUUCGAACCCAGGGAAAGAAAAUCCCAGCAUCCACCAAAAUAGCUGUCGAAAAAGGAUCCUCCGGGUUGAGCAAGAAGAAGGAUGCCAUAACUAUUUCCCACUCUACAAGAAUUUCUGUGAAGAGGGUAUCAGGCAAAAAGUUAAAUAACAAUUCCCCCGGAAUGGUAUCUCAACGCAAUAAGCAGAUUAGUCUUCCUGGUAAAACAGGCAAAGUGAUUCGUAAAGAUGAUCCAGACAAGGUAUCUCAUAUGAAUAAUUUGACUAGCCUUGCACGAACGAAGAAAGUGCAACCAAAUCAUCAAAGCUUUCCAAACAAAGCAUCUCAACUUAGAAAAUCGGCUAGUCUUAAACGAGGCAAGAUGGAGCUAGGAAGUAACAGGAGUGUUCCAAAGGGGACAUUGUCCAUCAGAGAAUCAAAGACAAAAAUCCAGACCAUACAGAUCUCUCUGGAAAAUCGGAAGAGAGUCUCGCCUUUAGAUAGGCAUGGCCCAAUAAGAGGAAAGAAACCGUCACCCCAUCUCUCCCCAUCAUCUUCUCUACAUUCUGAUGGCAGUAGCUCCAGAAAACAUGGCAACAGGAAAGCCUCCCUAUCAUCAACUUCCGCAUGCGAGUCUGUUAAUGGUGAUGCAAUAUUCAGCAGUUCCAAGAAAAGUGGAACCACAUGCCCAAACCAAGAUAUAAAAGCUGGAAGGGCUGCAAUUUGCAGUCCUAAAAAUCUCAUGUUCAGGAGAGGAAAAAUAAUUGAUUAUCAGUCUGAGAAACUCAGCCCAAGGAGACUAAAAUUCAGGCCGCCCAAAAUACUAGAGAACAACGGGAAUGGAAGUGAUCUUGUUAGAGGAAGAAGCUCUAGGAGAUUUAUUGCUUAUGGAAAGUCAAAUGCUGCCAAAGAUGAAACUAUGAGAGUUAAUCUUCGACACCAAUCUAGACGAGACAAAAAAGAGGCUCCAAUCUUAUUCAACAAUGUGAUCGAAGAGACUGCAACCAAGCUUGAGGAGACCCGGAGAAGCAAGGUCCAGGCUUUGGUGGGUGCUUUUGAAACUGUAAUCUCCCUUCAGGAUCCAACAUCCACACCGCCAAUUAUUUCCAGAUGAUAACUAUGUGCUUUGACAGAAAGAAUCUGUAAAUAUAUUAAUAGAUAAAUUGAGUUACAUAACUGAAGCAGUAGGUGCAGGAUUUCAAGCACUACUCUUUCUGAAUAUAUAUAUAUAUACUUCCUAACUGAUUCUAUAUACUCCGUAAAUGUCAUUGUACGAGUGUAGUAGUGUAGUUGUAAGUUAUUUUUGUACUGUGACAUAACAUUUUACACUUCUGCACAUUAAUCAUACUUGUGUAUUCUCUGUCUUA
Molecule: messenger RNA, 3519 nt
Organism: Solanum stenotomum
Lineage: Eukaryota; Viridiplantae; Streptophyta; Magnoliopsida; Solanales; Solanaceae
Exons: 1
Coding region: 657-3266 (869 amino acids)
Molecular function (GO): calmodulin binding
Source: RefSeq, a predicted model, not a curated record